AUGAAGAUGACCCCCCUUAUCCUGAUUCUCAUGAUUACUGCGAUGUUGUCAGGAGUGCGCUGUGACAGUCACACAUUGCAAUAUUGCUGCACAGCAGUCUCGGCCUCAGAGUUUGGUCGGCCAGAAUUUUCCAUAGUCGGAUUCAUAGAUGAUGAACAGAUCAUGCGAUAUACAAGUGACAUUGGCCGAGAUAUUCCAGUCGCUGAAUGGAUGAAGAAGAAGAAAGGACAAAAGUACUGGGACGAACAAACACAAAUUUCAAAACAAUUGCAACGUUUAUUGGAAGAGAGAUGGUGGAGAACGCGAUGGGGAAAAUCAAUCAGACUAAAGAGAUCCACUAUGGCCAAUGGAUAUCGAAAUGUGAGCUGAGAGAUGAUAACAGCACUUCAGGGACUACAUAUAUUAGAUACGAUGGGAGAGAAUUCAUCUACCUGGACAAACAGAAGGAGAACUGGGUAGCCGCGAUGCAUGAGGCGGAGCUCACCGCUAAGGAAUGGAACAGUCCUAAGAAAAAAUGGGGGCAUUUACAGAGCAGAUAUCUGGACUACGACUGUAUAUAUUGGUUGAAAGAGUUCCUUGAGCGUGGGAGAGAAGAUCUGGAGAAAAGAGUGCGUCCAGAGGUGAAGGUGUGGGAUCGUCUUCAGUCAGAUGGGCUGACAAGACUAUACUGCCUGGUGUACGGGUUUCACCCCCGAGCUGUGGAUGUGAAGUGGAUGAGGAAUGGGGAGGACCAUGUUCCUUCAGAUGAAAUGACUCCAAUUCUCCCCCAUCUUGAUGGCACCUAUCAGAUAAAAGUCAGUGUGGAAGUGCCAACCAAGGAGGGAGACACUUACUCCUGUCAUGUGGACCACAGCAGCCUGGAGGAUGUUCUCAUUGUGAAAUGGGAACGCUACCAAAUUCAUGGUGCUGUGAUUCCUGGUGUUGUGAUUCCUGUUGUUGUCAUCGUUCUUGCUUUUUGUAUUUGGGUAGCGAUCUAUUUUUGUAAAGUAAAAAGAAAUGGUGAAGGAGAACCAGCAGUAAAUGGCAAAGGAGAACCAGCAGUACAUGGCGAAGGAGAACCAGCAGUACAUGGCGAAGGAGAACCAGCAGUACAUGGCGAAGGAGAACCAGCAGUACAUGGCGAAGGAGAUCCAGGAAAUGGCGAAGGAGAACCAGUACUUCAGAUGCCACUGUUGAUGCUUCCAACAACCAGCACAUCUGAGUCGUCAUAA
Messenger RNA from Staurois parvus, 1211 nucleotides. The record is from the annotation of a GenBank genome assembly. Lineage: Eukaryota; Metazoa; Chordata; Amphibia; Anura; Ranidae.